CCACCUCCGGUAAGCGCGGCCCGACCCCGGUUCUCUCUUCCCCCCUCCAGGUUGCUCCGCCGCGAUGGCCUCCAGCGGGGAGGAACCGAGGAGCAGCUCCCCGGGCCGGGCAGGCACCGGCACCGAGCUGUCGCCGACGGCUGACGCCUCUCAGCUGGACACGGCGGAGGAUUUCGAGGUCCUGGAAGAGGAGGAGGAGGAGGAGGAGGACCUGAGCGAGCUGCCCCCGCUGGAGGAUGUGGGCAGGCCGCUGGCCCCGCCGCGGGAGGACACCCGGCCCUUGGAGCAGGGAGGGGGGGAAGCGGCUGAGGACCCCCAGGAGUGGCUCGAUGUUUUGGGGAGCGGCUUGCUCAAGAAGAAGACGCUGGUGCCGGGCCAGGGGGUGGACACCCGUCCCCGCAAGGGCCAGGACGUGACCGUCCGCCUGAAGGCCACGCUGGAGGAUGGCAGCGUGGUGGAGGAGAACCCUGCCCUCACCUUCACGCUGGGGGACUGUGACGUCUUGCAGGCUCUGGAUCUGUGCGUGCAGCUCUUGGAAAUGGGGGAGACGGCUUUGAUCAUGUCGGAUGCAAAGUACUGCUAUGGUUCUCAGGGCAGGAGCCCUGACGUCCCACCCAACGCGGCCCUCACCCUGGAGGUGGAGCUGCUGGCGGCUCGGGACGCGCCGGACCUGGAGCUGCUCAGCGGGAAGGAGAAGAUAGGGCUGGCCAACCGCAAGCGGGAGCGCGGCAACUUCUUCUACCAGCAGGCAGAUUACGUGCUAGCCAUCAACUCCUAUGACAUCGCCCUCAAGAUCAUCGGCUCCAGCUCGAAAGUUGACUUCAGUCCAGAUGAGGAGGCUGAGCUGCUGGACGUGAAGGUGAAAUGUCUCAACAACCUGGCAGCCUCUCAGCUUAAAUUGGACCAUUACGAGGCGGCCCUCAAGUCCUGUAACCUCGUCCUGGAGCACCAGCCGGGGAACAUCAAGGCUCUCUUCCGAAAGGGCAAGGUCCUGGCUCAGCAGGGUGAAUACAGAGAGGCCAUCCCCAUUUUAAAGGCGGCGUUGAAGCAGGAGCCUUCAAACAAGACCAUCCAUGCUGAGCUCUCCAAGCUGGUGAAGAAGCACGCGGACCAGAAGAACAUGGAGACGGAGAUGUACAGGAAGAUGCUUGGGAAUCCCAGCGCCGCCGGCACCCCGGGGAAGUGCAAAGACAAGCUGCCCUGGUCCAUCCCCUGGAAGUGGCUCUUCGGUGCAACAGCCAUCGCGCUCGGCGGCGUGGCCUUGUCCGUGGUCAUCGCGGCGAGGAACUGAGGAUGGCGGCGGGGCGGCCCCGCGCACAGGACCUGCGCCGGGAUGUGCCUCUCUCCUGCCAAGGGGCUUCCCUAGGGCUCCGCCGACCCCUCCCCAUGGACUCGCAGUUGCAGAAAUACGGAUGCUUUCUCUGCCGGAGGUGCCGGAUCCCCCUCCUGACAUCCCCCCGUAUCCCUCCCGGCGCAGGCGGGGCACGGCUGCGGGGACGGAGCCGCAGGCAGAGCAGAGACCCCCGAGCAUUCUCCCGGCAAUCAGGGGCUCAGCCCCCAGCCCCACACGUGUCGG
This is a messenger RNA of Gymnogyps californianus (California condor), 1576 nucleotides long. RefSeq names its product FKBP prolyl isomerase 8 (gene FKBP8). Lineage: Eukaryota; Metazoa; Chordata; Aves; Accipitriformes; Cathartidae. Gene Ontology annotation, molecular function: peptidyl-prolyl cis-trans isomerase activity; protein binding. The coding region runs from base 65 to 1291 and encodes 408 amino acids. The transcript is spliced from 8 exons. The record is from RefSeq and is a predicted model, not a curated record.